AUGGCUGCGUCUAUAGGUCCCAAAAGCAUGCCCGAAAUAAUUACGAGGACGACCAAAGGAGGGAGGAAACUGAAAUAUACAUUGACUGUGAUUCAACAACCUGAGCGUGCGAGAGCAUGUGGCUCGGGAGCAAAAUCAUCUGCCGAUCGACGUCCAGUCGACCCUCCUCCCGUGGUUCAACUUCGCAUUUACGAUGAAACCGAUCCACGACAAGAGAAGGAGAUAACAUUCCACUACAAUGCAAACUUCUUCCUCUUCGCAACUUUGGAGGUAGCUCGGAAUAUUGCUCAAGGUCGUGUACAAACUUCGGCUCCUCAAGCACCCGUUUUGACGGGCAUGCCAGUGUCUGGAAUGGCCUACUUGGACAGACCCAAUGAAGCUGGAUAUUUCAUUUUCCCUGAUUUAUCUGUUCGACACGAGGGCCAAUACAAGUUGAGCUUCAAUCUCUACGAGGAAACAAAAGAGGAGAAGGAUACCGACAUCGAACCUUCGAACGACCCAAGCAUGCGAAAGAUGUCGAGCGCUGCGGCCGCUGCCGAAUCGUCUUUUGAUUGGCGCAUGGAACUCAAAUCUGAUCAAUUCACUGUGUACAGUGCAAAGAAAUUCCCUGGUCUUUCCGAAAGCACUGAUUUGAGCAGAACUGUUGCGGAACAGGGUUGCCGUGUUCGCAUUAGACGUGACGUGAGGAUGAGAAGAAGAGAUACAAAGCCUGGUGGUGACUUUGGUGAAAAAGAAGAUGAAUAUCAGCAGGGAAGAGCUACAUCUCCACCAUUUGAUUACGCCAUCCAAGCUGCGAGGCAAAGAGCUCUGAGUGCAAGCGUUCAUGAGGAUCCACAACAGAGGCGUGGAUCAGGGGAAAUCUCACCAUAUCAUUCGCCUGUUGUAACUACCCCAUUUCGUACGCCUUCAAUAUCUCCAUCGACAUCCAACUCCGCUGUUCCUGUUGGUCCCCAGCUUGGCUGGAUCCCGAAUGGACCUGGCUAUGCCGCUGCUCCGAGUUUCCAACCACCACAUCCACCUCCGCCUCCACCCUCAUCCUAUCCACAGCCAGUGUCAGCGACUCAUCCUAAUCAAGGCCCAUCGACGCAAUUUCGUCAGCAACCUCCCCAAGGCCCACCUCCUGCACCUAUUAGAUUUGAUGAGAGGCGAGCUUCAUACAGCCAAUUCCGUCCUUCCACAAAUCCUCCUCAACAGCAAUCGUAUGAACAAGACUACCGAAGAAUGUCCUUUGGAUAUCAAAUCCCUGCUGCACCCCAAGGCCCUCAACCCAUCGCCCCUGCUGUUCAGAAUCCAGCUUAUAAUCAACAAUCAAUGGAGCCUCCUUAUAGCCGCAAUCCUCCUUCUGCAUACUCAACCAGCCAUCAGGAUUCUGUCGCUCUCGCACCACUGAGGGGUGAGCAGUCUACAGCCAUGUCUCCUCUUGCUUCGUUGGAGAGAUCUGGGUCUUACAAUCAAUAUGCUCCCAUCGAGGCCGAGCCACCAAAAUCGAGUAAUAAGAGAAGCUUCCAUGAUGUUUUCAGUACUCCUACUGAAUCAUUACACAAUGGUAGACGACCAAGUGCUAUUUCUGCAGAAGACGAGCAGGAGGAAAGCCGCAGACUGCAGAUGACUUACAGACGAGCCGAUGGCAACAUUCACCAGAAACCCGCCCCCGGACUCAACUAA
Molecule: messenger RNA, 1665 nt
Organism: Botrytis byssoidea
Lineage: Eukaryota; Fungi; Ascomycota; Leotiomycetes; Helotiales; Sclerotiniaceae
Exons: 3
Coding region: 1-1665 (554 amino acids)
Source: RefSeq, a predicted model, not a curated record